GCGGUCUCCUGCUCUAAUUAGUAGAUCUCCGUUCUGGAAUUGGACUUGACAGCUCUCCUCACCAAUACUUGCACUGCAGUGGCUACAGGGUUCUCUUGGGAGGUGGGGAUGGGAGUGCUCUGAAGACCAGACCACAACACUCAGAACCUCAACAAUGGACCGAGAUUUUGAAAUUCCUGAGGAGCCAAACGUGGAGCCGAUAUCCUCUCUGGAGGAAGAUGUCAUCCGUGGGACCAACCCCCGAUUUACCUUUCCAUUUGGCAUCCUCUUCUCCACGUUUUUGUACUGUGGGGAGGCAGCAGCUGCCUUGUACAUGGUUACAAUCUAUCGGAAGAAUAGUGAAACCUACUGGAUGACAUACACCUUUUCCUUCUUUAUGUUUUCAUCCAUUAUGGUCCAGUUGACCCUCAUUUUUGUCCACAGAGAUCUGGCCAAAGACAAGCCACUAUCACUGUUUAUGCAUCUAAUCCUCUUGGGACCUGUUAUCAGAUGUUUGGAAGCCAUGAUUAAGUACCUCACACUGUGGAAGAAAGGAGGGCAGGAGGAGCCCUAUGUCAACCUCACCCGAAAGAAGAUGCUAAUAAAUGGCGAGGAGGUGCUGAUAGAAUGGGAGGUGGGCCACUCCAUCCGGACCCUGGCUAUGCACCGCAGUGCCUACAAACGUAUGUCACAGAUCCAAGCCUUCCUGGGCUCAGUGCCCCAGCUGACCUGUCAGCUCUAUGUGACCCUGAUCUCUGCAGAGGUCCCCCUGGAUAGAGCUGUGCUAAUAGUCUUUUCCCUGAUAUCUGUCACCUAUGGGGCUACCCUCUGCAAUAUGUUGGCUAUCCAGAUCAAGUACGAUGAAUACAAGAUUCGCCUUGGGCCACUAGAAGUCCUGUGCAUCACCAUUUGGCGGACAUUGGAGAUCACCUCCCGCCUCAUGAUUCUCGUGCUCUUUUCAGCCACCUUGAAAUUGAAGGCUGUGCCCUUCUUAUUGCUGAACUUCCUGAUCAUCCUCUUUGAGCCUUGGGUUAAGUUCUGGAGGAGUGGUGCCCAUAUGCCCAGUAACAUAGAGAAAAAUUUCAGCCGGCUUGGCACCUUAGUGGUGUUGAUUUCCGUUACCGUCCUCUAUGCUGGCAUCAACUUCUCUUGCUGGUCAGCUUUGCAGUUGAAGUUAGCAGACAGCGACCUUGUUGAGAAAGGUCAGAACUGGGGACACAUGGGCCUGCACUAUAGUGUGAGAUUGUUAGAGAAUGUGAUCAUGGUCUUGGUUUUUAAGUUCCUUGGAGUGAAAGUGUUGCUGAAUUACUGUCAUUCCUUGAUUGCCUUGCAGCUCAUUAUUGCUUAUCUGAUUUCCAUUGGCUUCAUGCUCCUUUUCUUCCAGUACUUGCACCCGUUGCGCUCACUCUUCACCCACAAUGUAGUGGACUAUCUCCACUGUGUCUGCUGCUACCAGCACCCUCGGGGCAGGGUUGAGGACUCAGAGCCAUCCGUUGAUGCUGAAGCAGGGCAAAGCAUUGUCUGAUUCUGUCUUUCGGGUAUUUUGGGAUGGGUUGGGGUUGCCAAGAGCAACCGUGAAAUUGAAGGAGACGAUGAGGCUCAUGGGUGAGUACCCACCAGGACAUUGUUUUGAGUUUUCUGUAAGCCUAUCAGAAGAAAGAGCAGCCCCCAAAUAGAUUUUAUUUCCUUAAGAGUGACUGCUAUGUUUGGACACCAAGGUAACCACUGUGUACCUGGGAGGGUCAGAGAUAUCAUUCACAUUCCUCCCACCCAGGUCAGCUGUCUGGCUGCCCUAUGAGAUAACUUACCUCC
This is a messenger RNA of Balaenoptera ricei (Rice's whale), 1791 nucleotides long. RefSeq names its product XK related X-linked (gene XKRX). The record is from RefSeq and is a predicted model, not a curated record. The transcript has 3 exons. The coding region runs from base 155 to 1504 and encodes 449 amino acids. Gene Ontology annotation, cellular component: membrane. NCBI's taxonomy places the organism in Eukaryota, Metazoa, Chordata, Mammalia, Artiodactyla, Balaenopteridae.